GUCGAGCACAGACUUCGAUCGCAGUUGAGGCUGCGAGCGCAACAUUAUUCGAGAGUCACACACUCAGAUGCCAUGUCCGGAUCUUGACUCGUUGUCGGCCAUCUGACGGGCGAGUCGCCCGCACCACCCUGAACAAUGUCGGACGCGCCGCGAAGCGAGUUGUACAACAACAACAACAACAACCAUGAACUAGAAACCCCGGUCGUCGACGAGGGUGGGAGUGGGACCGCGCCAUCUGCGUUCAAUGACAGCGCAUCAAAAUCACGGACCUUGGCCUCAGGUCUCCCACGGACUCUCGCCAGUGCUCGCUCGAAUCCCGCACUGCUGCCCUCACGACCCGCUGGCCUCGUGAAAGAUAUGGCCAGCAAGUGGGAAAGCAGCGGGCUUCCGCCGCUAUCCCUCAGCUCUACCGAGCGUGAGAACUCCCGACGACCAUCUAUUCCGGGGAGAACGACAGCGCCCAGAUCUCCCGUCAGUGCAUCAAGCGGGGAGGGCAAGGAGCGCGUGAGAUUGCAAAAGAAGCGACCUGCACAUACUCACAAGUCAACCGCCAAGUCACCAUCGACGUCGUUCGAGGCCAACAGCUCCUUCUCAUCUGUCGGCACUACUCGCACCACACGCAGCCAGCCACAUUCCGCCUUCAGCCCGAAACACCGACCUACGUCGCCGAAGCAGCACUCGCGACCGCUGUUUGGUGAGAUCACUGCGGAUGGGAUAUGGAAUGGCAACUUUGAGUUGGGCAAUUACGGACCGCUGCCAACCUUUGAAAAGACACCGCGACGGGGAAGCGAGGGCAGUCUGGCGCUGGGCCAUGGCCGCUCACAAUCGCAUCAGGACAUUGCUACUCCGUCUCUAGCCCCGCCGCAGCCGCAUCAGCACAAGCUGAACCAUCAGCGCAGCCGGAGCGAUAUGGAUGCUUUACGCCCGCAAGCUGUUCCCAGUAUGCCGGAUCUGGGAGCUCGCACCAUCCCUACACUGUAUCCCACACCACCUGACUCCAUAUCACGAAACUCAAGGUCGCGUCCUGCUGCAACGACAUCGCGAAUACCGAUUAGCAACCGCCAAGGAAACGACUCAUCCUCCUCGUUCCUCAGUUCGCCGUACACACGAUCUGCGUCAUCUAUGUCGAGCCACAGACGCAAGCUAUCCAAAUCCCCCACACGGCCCAGCACGGCAAAGGGAAAAGAGAACAACGCGCCGCCAUCUCGCAGCCGAUACGCACCUCCACCAAUCCCUACAGCUUCCUCGAACCAGACGCUUUCUGCCAAGAUAGUGGCCCCGCCUGCGAUAACCUCCCCGCCCUUGCGAUCAUCACGGCCUAGACAGCCAGUGAGUGCGGCGACAACUUCCGCUAGCCGUGCGAGAGCGGCCGAGCGAUUCGUGAGCGCGAAUCCUGGCAGGAGAGAUAUUCGACGGCCAAGCGAGCAGUGGCUUGGGAAACCAUACGAUCCGCAAAAAGAGAGAUCGCGGAGGAAGAUACCCGAGCUGGAUAAUGUGGACUUUGCGGAGCGCAGGGCCAGGAUACAGAAAGCGAUUACGGCAAGUCUGAGAUCCAACGAUUCGUACGAAAGCUUGCGGAGCGCAUCUCGCAGUCAGUCUAGGAGCCAGACGAGAAGCGCUUCACGAGGUCCCGUUCGACUAAGCACUGGCGACUUCGUGCCGCAAGCUAUCGCAGGCGCGGAGCGAAUGCAGCAAAGAGAGGGAAGCGCUGUGAAUGGACACUCGCGUGGUUUGAGCGUGGAGACGACCAGUCUUCAAGCACCACACGCACAGACUUCCGAUCUGCUCUCAGCGCAGACCGAGAAGACGUUCUUCGAGGACGAAAGCCCCGUCCUUGGACGGGCCGCAGCGGCGGAAGACUCAGAACAACCACAGGUGGAAGACGGCGGACCGCAGAUCCUGCUUGCACCCGUCACCUAUCAACCGCCAAGCCGCUCCGCAGCCGUUCCAAGUACCAUAGAACUAGGCCAGAGUGAGCCCGCGCAACCAAUUCAUAGCCCCAGCGUCCUAGACAACGUGAUGCGCAUGCGUAGGAGCAGUGGAUCAGAUGCCAGUGGUACGGGGACUGAAUUCGCGGAUGACAGUCCGUCCGCCAGAGACAGCACCAGUGAUGCGGAUGAUAGGUGGGGGUCUGGUAUCGAUCGGGGUGCAGAUCAAGGUUCAAUACGGAUCAUGCUGGACGAGGACCCAGAAACUAGUCAGCAUGCAGAACCGUGGCUCAGUGACAUGGGGAACAGCUCCGCUGAAUCCCGCCGCCGCGACUCACCCACACAAGGAGACGUUGUGCACACGCAAGCCUACAACGAACGAGCCUUUGCUGUCAACGGAUACACAGAAUCUCCAGACGACGAUGCAGUGACAUGUUUUCCGAACGAGCAGAAUACGACGCCCAAACGCCAGACCCGACCGCGAGACGACACCCUUCGACCUACAGUAUUCCGUCCAGACGCAUCGCCCGGCAUUGAUUCCCAAGAGACACUUGGCGCAGAUGGGGCCAUCGCUCGCGUGCUGGAGUACUAUCAGUCCACUGGAUCACUUACGCCGGACAUGCUUGAAGAGGUGCAGCAUCGCAUGGUGGACUUGCACCGAUUAUCUGCUAACGGCGGAUCCAACGGCAUCAUGAUACAAAGCCUGCUGGACAGUGUUUUGGAUAGUCAGGCCAAGGGACAAAGCACACCAGAAAAGCAAAUGCUGCAAGCUGGCACAUAUGAGAUGCCGUCGAUCACACCGGAUACACCGCCGAUGGGUGAUGGAUUUGUGCCAGGCACUGUCAUUGUAUAUGGCAACGAGACACCAAACAAUAACGAGGACGAUGAGGACGACUUCGAGGCGAAGAUCCGCAAGGCGGACGAAGCCUGGGAACGGCAGCAGCGCGGAGAAUAUCCCUUUGCACAGGAGGACGAUGAGAACAAACCUACACCUCCGCCAAAGGAUUUUGGGUACACACCGCGAUCCAGCACUGUGCCCAGCACCGGGUCCUUCACGCCAAGCAUGAAUGAGGCCGGCUUCAGACUGUCAACGAUAUCGACUACAGGAGGUCUGGACCUGCACGACAUCCAUGCAGCGGCUGAUCGUGCAAAUGCCACACCACCGGAUACCGAAGCGACGGCCCCAGAUGUCUCUUCAGCGCCUUCGCAUGCACCUCCGCCUGUACCGAACGAGACAUCUUUGAAACCAUCCGCUUUCCCUGAUCUCGCGCUGCCCACAUCUGCCUCCGAGAGAGGGUCUAGCGACCUCUCGCCGCGACUGAACAAAGGGACAUGGGCACAGUCUAGUUCUUCUAGGCCACCUUCAUCGCGACCUUCUACAGACAGUCAGCGAAUUCCACCGAGUCUGCCCACUUCUCAAUCCAUGACAUCUGUCUCGGAAACAACAAGGGUUGGCUCAGUGGACACAGGACGCGAUGGCGCUACGAAGACGCAGAGUGCUGCAUCGCCUGCCCCAGAACACAAGCGCCUUCUCAGGAGACGACACAUUAUCAAAGAACUGCUGGACACUGAAAACUCCUACCAUCAAGAUUUGAAGAUCAUCGAGGAUAUCUACAAAGCCACCUGCACCCCAGAACUGGUCCAGCCUGAAGAUAAGAAAGUGCUCUUCGGUAACUGCGAUGAGGUAGAGAAGUUUGCAUUGCAUUUCUAUGAUGAAAUGCGCAAGGCCGUCUCGCAGGUGUACACCCCUCCAAAGCAGCAUCGGUGGAUGAACAAGCGUGGUAGUUUCUCCACCACGCAAAGCGACGGCACGACAAGCACUUUCACCGAUGCAGUGGACAACGAAAAGGACCAGACGACAACGAUUGGGCGCACGUUUUUGAUGAACAUUCCACAAAUGGAGAAUGUGUACGGCACCUAUCUGAAAAACCACGAUGCUGCCAAUCAAAGGCUGUCGGCGAUCCAGAGCACGACGACUGUAAAGUGUUGGCUUGACGAGUGCCAUGCUAAUGCUAGCGACAUCACGUCUGCAUGGGAUCUGGACUCUCUUCUUGUGAAACCGACUCAACGUGUUGCCAAGUAUCCAAUGUUGCUCCAGCAAUUGCUCGAAGUCACACCAUCUGAGCAUCCCGAUCACGGUGACCUCAAAAGCGCAGUCAAAGAUUCAAUCGCUAUGCUGACACGAAUCAACGAUGCUAAGAAGCGCGCCGACCUCGUCGAUCAGAUUAUCAAUCCUGGCAAGCGCAAGGACACAGAUUUGCGCAGCGGUCUAGCCAAAGCCUUUGGACGCCGCACCGAGAAGCUCAAAGAACGAGUGGGCAUUGCUGAGGCCUUCCAAGACCCGGCCUUUGACGAUCUGGCCCACAAAUUCGGAGGCCAUUUCAUUCGAUUGCAGAUCUGUAUGCGAGAUGUGCAGGAUUACAUGCAUCGGACCGACAAAGCCAUUGAGCUCAUCAACAACUACGCCAACGCUCUGGAACUGUUCACUGACGUGUCUCCGAGCACACUCCCUGAAAUCGAGAGCAAGUACCGCAAAUAUGGCCAAGUCAUUCGUGAUCUGACAUUGAUCGCGUUUGGGGAGCACAAAGCCGAUGUGCAGAAGAGGGUUCUAGCUCCGAUGAUCCAAUGCAUCAAACUGCAUGAAGGUCCCCAGAAUGCGAUCAACAAGCGGAAGAAGAAGAUUGUUGACUACGCCAAAUGCAAGUCAGAAGAACGUCGUGGUCAAAAGCCUGACAAGAAGACCGUGGAGGCUUCGGAGCUGUACGUGGCUUUGAAUGAGCAGCUCAAGAUCGAUCUGCCGAAACUGUACACGCUCACUGCUCAGCUCGUCCAGAAUUGUCUCAACUGCUUCAUCGACAUCCAAUUGAAAUGGCAGGGUACUUGGGAGAGGAAGUUGAAACCUUUGCUGGAAGCCGCGGAUGUCCCAAGCAGCAUCCAGCAGAUUGAGCCUGCUUUCAAGCCUGACUUUGUCGAGAUAGAGAGGCGCUGCAACAAGCUGUCCAUUUGCAAUGGCACCUUGAAGGUGGAAGCCGCAAGCUUCCUGUCCACAACGCCGACACUCGCGGAAUCCUCAGAGACGACAAGCAAACGACGGCCUUCUACCCUCGAUAGCUCCAAUCGCACGCUAUCAGUCGGCAGCGAGUCGUCACACAAUGCCAAUAACCGACGCCACAGUGGUAUUUACUCCCCAGGCUCGGAAGGGCAGUUUCCAGCGGACUCACGGAAUCGAUCAAGUUCGGCCAUUGCCAGUCGCCAACCUGCCCCUUCUGCUGCGGCUGGCUCUCGGCCGUGGCCAAAUUCGGCUGCUCAUACUCCCAGUUCAUCGUUCUCCGCUACCAGGCCAGCCACUGCUGACUCACCAUCUCUUCCACCAUCGAGCUACUUUCCCCGCCAAAGUCACGAAGCACCAAGAUCACACAGGCCAACAUCGGAUGCCUCAUAUUACACAGCCCGGCCGACACCUGCAGAGGUCGAACAGCACCGGUUCUCUGGCUUGUUUAGCUCCGCUCUCCCGCCAGACGUUACGAGUCCUCCGCAAGAAGCGACUCCGCCGCGUACGGCCCCCGCUGACAUGCCGAUCUUGUUUGUGUGUGCAAGCUUGUUUGAGUUCAGCAUCGACAGGACCCGCAAAGAGGGCGGAUAUCCCUACCUGCAGUACGUGCAGGGCGAAGUCUUCGAUGUACUCGCGCAGAAGGGCGAGCUGUGGCUGGCGAAGAACCAAGAUGAUCCGACUAACGAACUGGGCUGGAUCUGGGAACAGCACUUCAUCAUACUGUCGUCGGAGAACUAAAACAUUGCGCGUAUCGCAAAUCACUCAUUUACUUGCUUACGAAUUGGACGAAACAGCAACAUGCACGGAAGGCGCGCCGGCGGAGCGAAUCGGCCUGUCGACACAUAUUCUGACUGGACAGCCUGCGCCUUUUGUGCUGCAGAAGCACUUCUUAUGUUUACUUAUCCUCUGAUUGUUACCAGCGUCGGUUUAUCAAGCGGAGGCGUUGGCUGGCGCUCUUUAAUGGCACGACCUGUGCACUUGUCUGGGAGCGAAUUCUUUUUGUUUGAAUAGACAUAUCUGUCUGUCUGUGUAUGAUAGGAUCGGGCUAUGAAGUGGGUACAUUGGACUUCAAAAGUAGAACAGGGCGUUCUGCAGCGAACGCUGUGCUGAUGACAUAGGGGGUCGAGAGUCUGCUAGCAGACGCACGUGUGUAGUAGGACACGG
Cercospora beticola is the source of this 6144-nucleotide messenger RNA. RefSeq lists its product as uncharacterized. Gene Ontology annotation, molecular function: protein binding; guanyl-nucleotide exchange factor activity. Gene Ontology annotation, cellular component: cytoplasm. The record is from RefSeq and is a predicted model, not a curated record. Lineage: Eukaryota; Fungi; Ascomycota; Dothideomycetes; Mycosphaerellales; Mycosphaerellaceae. Gene Ontology annotation, biological process: regulation of actomyosin contractile ring contraction; regulation of division septum assembly.